Papaver somniferum (opium poppy) is the source of this 711-nucleotide messenger RNA. RefSeq lists its product as uncharacterized. The transcript is spliced from 2 exons. The coding region runs from base 1 to 711 and encodes 236 amino acids. The record is from RefSeq and is a predicted model, not a curated record. Lineage: Eukaryota; Viridiplantae; Streptophyta; Magnoliopsida; Ranunculales; Papaveraceae.
AUGGAGAUUGGUGAUACUUUAGUUACUGGUGUUCAUGCUGAUAAAGGAUGCAAAAGUUCCUUAUCAAAUGCUAUAAAUAAUUUUAAUGAAUGUGUUGAUCAAUGUGGAUUACUUCAAGCUUCUAAAAGUGGACUACAAUUCUCUUGGUCAAAUGGUAGAUGUGGUAAGAAAAGAAUCUUAUGCAAUCUAGAUAGAGCUUUAUUCAAUGUGCAAUGGUUAAAUACCUAUAAUGGCUGGAAAUAUCAAGUUUCUUUAAGAGGUAUAUCUGAUCAUAGCUAUCUUCUUGGCUCUGAUACUGAGAUUCCUAAGCCAAAGAAUUCUCCUUUUAAGUUUCAAAAAAUGUGGAUUUCUCAUCCUGACUUUCUGAAAUUAGUUACUGAAUCUUGGAAAGAGCUUUUAGUUGGUAACCCUAUCUUUGUGUUUAUUAAUAAGCUAAAAAGAUUGAAAAUAAUUCUAAAACAAUGGAACUGGGAGAUCUUUGGGGAUGUGUUUAUCAAACUGAAACAAGCUGAAGAAAAGUUACUAGAAACUAAUGUUUUAUCUGAUAGAGAUCCUUCAAAUAAUUUGUUGCUGAAUAAUUAUGUUACUGCUAGAUUAAUCAGAUAUCUUGCUGCUCAAAAUUAUCACUCUUUUGUAAGUCAGAAAGCUAGAGUUAAUUGGAUUCAAUAUGGUGAUGCAAAUACAGCUUUUUUCAUACCUCCAUCAAGCUGA